Petromyzon marinus (sea lamprey) is the source of this 2626-nucleotide messenger RNA. The record is from RefSeq and is a predicted model, not a curated record. Lineage: Eukaryota; Metazoa; Chordata; Hyperoartia; Petromyzontiformes; Petromyzontidae.
GGGGGUUAGUGGGUAGUGGGUGUGGCUGUAUCCUCCCACGCGGAAGUACAGCAGGCGGCUGUUGACGUUCGUGCGACGUCGCAAUCAGCAGCAAGCGACAGUGACAGCUGCUGUAGUCGCUGAUGCGUGGUCGCCAUCUCUCUUCUCUGCGUGCUGUGGAUCGCCAUCUGCAAUCAUGAAUUGUGGACUCAUCUUCGUUCAUGAGUAUCAAGAGAAAGCGGUGCCGCUGAAGGCCGUGUCGGUGGAGGCGAGCGUGCAGGGCUUCGUGGCCUCUGUGCGCGCCACGCUCAGCUACCUCAAUGCUGAGGCGUUCCCCGUGGAGGCCUCCUUCCUCUUUCCGCUGGACGACGACUCGGCGGUGCACGCGUUCAGCGCCAGCCUCAACGGGCGUCACAUUGACGCCGUCAUUAAGGAGAAGGAGAAGGCCAAGGAGGAGUACGACGAUGCGAUGAGCUCAGGCCACACGGCCUUCCUGCUCUCCGAGGACCGGGGCGACGUGUUCCAGUGCAUGCUGGGCAACCUGGGGGCGGGCGAGGGGGCGGAGCUGCGGGUGGAGUUUGUGAGCGAGUUGGCGGUGGAGCCGGAUGGAGCGGUGAGAUUCUGCCUGCCCACGGUGCUCAACCCUCGCUACACGCCGCCCGGUUCAUCAUCAGCAGACUCCGCGCUGCCCUUUGUGCCGUUUGUGAGCUGCUCCCAGCCGCUGCCUUACUCAAUGGCCUUCCAUCUCCGCGCCGAGGCUCCGGGAGGCAUCGCUGACGUCACCUCGGCCUGCAACCUUGGGCCGGUCUCCUUCUCGGGCCCUGGCAACUCCGUGGCUCAGGUGUCUCUGGGGGAAGGGUUCAAGAUGGACCGUGACGUGGAGCUGUUUGUCCACCCAAUCCAGAAGCACCGCCCCUUCGCACUGCUGGAGGCGGGCGACACGGCUAAGGCCUCUUUGAUGAGUGACACAGUGGCCAUGCUGAACUUCUUCCCGGAUGCGGGAGAGACAAAGUCCACCAAGGGGGCAGAGGCGUUGACUCAGAAGGGGGAGUUCAUCUUCGUGGUGGACUGCUCCGGCAGCAUGGAAUGCCCCAUGGUCAAUGAUGGCAGCGGAGGAAGGGAGACUCGUAUCCAUAGUGCCAAGGAGACACUGAUGCUGCUGCUGAAGAGUCUGCCUCUCGGCUGCUUCUUCAAUGUCUACGCAUUUGGAAGCAGCUACAACAGCUUCUUCCCGGAGAGCCGUGAGUACUCGCAGGCGAGCAUGGACGAGGCGCUGAAGCUCGUCAAGGGGAUGAGCGCCGACUUGGGGGGCACCGAAAUCCUGGAGCCGCUGGUGGCCAUCUACCGCUCGGCGUGCCGGCCGGAACACCCCCGGCAGUUGAUGGUGCUGACCGAUGGAGAAGUGUCCAACACCCGUGAUGUUAUCAGCCUGGUGAAGAAGAACGCAAGCAAGCAUCGCUGCUUCUCCUUUGGAAUCGGUGACGGUGCCUCCACGGAGCUGAUCAAGGGGAUCGCCGCCAGCGGAGGAGGGACGGCUGAGUUCAUCACCGGCAAGGAGCGCCUGCAGGGCAAGGUGCUGAAGGCCCUGAAGUGCGCUCUCCAGCCCACGCUGACCUCCGUGUCGCUCUCCUGGAGCCUCCCACCGGGCCUGUCGGCCAUAGUGGUGCCCGAGGUGCCACGCAGCAUCUUCCUCGGCCAGCGAACCAUCCUCUAUGCACAGCUCGCUGGCACCGCUCCAGCUGCCCCAUGGCAGGGCGAGGCAGUGCUCAAGUACUGCCUGCAUGGGGAGUCCGUGGAGAACCGGGUUCCCGUCACCAGCCAGACUGCCAACCCUGGCGAGUCCCGCGCCACCCUGCACUGGCUCGCAGCCAAGGCGAUGAUCCGCCACCUCGUGUCGGGUCCCAAUGCCCCCGACUCUACGCCGGCGCCGGGCGACGCGGAGCAGCAGAAGAAGGAGGAGGCGGAGGCCAAGUCUCGCCGGGAGCGAGUGCUGGCGCUGAGCGUGGAGUCGGGCGUCGUGUCCCCCUACACAGCCUUUGUCGGAGUGGACACAGACUCCCGCCAGCCACUAGGGGCCGCCAUGCAGGAGCGCCCCACCCCACGCCAUCACUUCUUCGGUGGUUCAGGUUUCGGCGUGGUGUGUGACUCGUCGUCGUAUAGUAUGGACGUAGUGGACGCAGCUCCUAACCAUGGUGCCAUGCAGUCCAUGAGAUUGUUGGCUUCUCCAAUGAUGUCUGCUCCUGUUGCAAAGCAGCGAUCAAAGAGGAGUAUGUUUGGCGGAAUGAUUGCAUCGUGUCUUCCACAGCAAACAGGCUAUAGCAAGAUGUCGAUGCCCAAGAUGAUGAACUUGCCGUACAGCUUGGCUGACCUGGACGACCCAGGAGACAGACAAGAAGCCAUGGAAUGCGAUUACUUUGCUCCAGAGGCUCCAACUGAGCUGCCCUUCCUGGAGCUCGUCGACCUGCAGAAGGCCCACGGGGCCUGGGAGCUGUCCGCCCAGCUGGCCUCGGUCGUCCAGUCGAGCGAGGGGGUACUGCGCAAGGAAGCUCCUGUGGUGAGAGACUCCCUUCACUAUCACUGGUUCGUAGUGAGUGUUUCUAGUGAGAGACUCCCUUCAAUAUCACUGGCUAGCAAUGAGUGUUUCUAG